Messenger RNA from Theobroma cacao (cacao), 1629 nucleotides. RefSeq names its product metal tolerance protein B1 (gene MTPB1). The record is from RefSeq and is a predicted model, not a curated record. NCBI's taxonomy places the organism in Eukaryota, Viridiplantae, Streptophyta, Magnoliopsida, Malvales, Malvaceae. Gene Ontology annotation, biological process: zinc ion transmembrane transport. Gene Ontology annotation, cellular component: plasma membrane; vacuole. Gene Ontology annotation, molecular function: zinc ion transmembrane transporter activity.
UCAUUAACUUAUGCCUAUUUUCUGCUUUUUUUUUUGUGUGUUCCGGGUUUCUGAUGGGAUUUCCUGAAAUGGGUAUUUAAUUUCUGGUGAAAAUAUGGUGUUUUUUUUUUCUUUUCAUGCAUUUGAAUUGUGGUUAGGAUCAUAAAAGUUUUGUGCUGCCUAUAUGGGUUUAUCUGGGGUUUGUGUUUAUACGCUGGAACUAUGAAAUGUGAAUGCUGUUAAGAAGAAUGAGGUUCAGAGGCAUCAGAAAAGUAAAUAUUGGGCAGCAUUUAGGACUAAAAGCAACAAUUCACCUUUGGAAUCUUGGCUAGCUAUGUUUGAAAAAUGAAGACUGCAUAAAGAGAGGAAUUGAUAGACCUCAGCAGUGGUUCUAUCGCUAUAUUAUGAUACUUCAAAAGGUGUGGCUUGAGAAGGAUUUGAAGGGUGAGAAUAGAUCUGCAUGACUGAUCCCUUAUGCCCUUGCAGGCAGAUGGAAUAUGAUGAAGUCUCCAUUUCGAGAUCUCAGGAUCAGAACAGCAUUGAGAUGCCAAUGGUAUCUGAAGGAAGUAAUAUCAUUUCAAUGCCACCAGACUCACAAUGCUGCUCUGUUUGCGCCUUUUCCAGGCAAGAAAACACUACUUUGGAAUCAAAGCAACGAUGGAAGUCAGCAAUCAGACUUUCUGGGCUCAUUGUUUUCUAUCUUAUGGUUAUGGUGGUAGAGAUUAUUGGUGGAGUAAAAGCCAACAGUCUUGCAGUUAUCACGGAUGCAGCCCACUUGCUCACUGAUGUUGCCGGAUUCUCCAUAUCUCUUUUUACAGUCUGGGCUUCAGCAUGGAAGGCAACCUCAUACCAAUCUUUUGGAUACAAUCGUCUUGAAGUCCUGGGUGCUCUUUCUUCUGUGCAGCUCAUAUGGCUUAUCUCUGCACUCUUAAUUUAUGAAGCACUUGACAGAAUUCUCCACAAAAAUGGAAAGGUAAAUGGGGCACUCAUGUUUGCAAUUGCUGCAUUUGGAUUUAUUAUAAACUUAGUUGUGGUCCUUUGGCUGGGUCAUGAUCACACUCUCGAUGCUUGUGGGGACACACAUCAUCACCACCACCACCAUCACCAUCAUCAUGACCAUGAGGGAGGGAAACCUUGUGAUUCAGCUGAAGAAGAGGAUACUAGUCUAGUGCCAAGAACUCCAGAGAAGACCAAGAUAUUGAACAUAAAUCUCCAAGGAGCUUACUUGCAUGUCAUGGCUGACCUAAUUCAAUCUGUUGGGGUGAUGAUUGCUGGAGCUGUUAUAUGGAUGAAACCACACUGGUUGGCAGUCGAUCUUCUCUGUACCCUUGUCUUCUCUACUUUUGCUCUGACUGCCACUCUACCCAUGCUUAGAGAUAUAUUUGGUAUAUUGAUGGAAAAGACACCGAAGGAAAUUGACAUUGAUACACUCGAAAGUGGUAUCAAGGGUAUCAAGGGAGUCCAAAAUAUUCAUGACCUCCAUGUAUGGGCUAUAACCGUUGGGAAACUUGUAUUGUCCUGCCAUGUAGUAGCUGAGCCAGGAGCCAGCUCUAAUGAAAUUCUUAGCAAGAUCAGGGAUUACUGCGAAAAAACAUACAAAAUUUAUCACGUUACUAUACAAAUCGAAUAGUCUUUUACUAGUUUCUCAAC